AUGCAUUAUCUCAAAACAGCAGUGAUCUUUCCGUUUUUCUUGUCGGCAUUGGCAACCCCUGUUCCCGUCGCUGAUGCCUUGGCAACUCGCGACUCUUCGACCUUUAUUUCAAGGCUGGAAAAUACCUUGAAAGGACUCGGUUCCCUUACCAAAGGUGUCUUACAAGAAGUCGACCUACUCAUCGGCGGCUUGCAGGAUGUUGUAGACGGCAAAACUGACCCUGUCACAACCAUCGAAGAAGCCCUGGGCUCUUUGUCCGAUGUUCGCAACGCAAGCGAAGCAGGUCUGGUCGGUGUCGCCAUCGACCUCGUCACAAAAGGCCUGGCUCCGAAAAAUAUCGUCGACCUAGUGAGCGGUUUGAACGAAGAGUCUAUCAAUUCAUUCAACAACACGAAUCCUCUCGACCCCCAAACCUCCAUUUUCCCCAAAAGUUCCAACGAUGCGCCCUAUACCCAGAGCGAAGAAGACCUCCGGGCAGCAGUCUAUAUCCCCGAGAAAUUCAAGUACGGUGCUGAUGGCAAGCAACCUAUUCUUCUUGUGCCCGGUACCGGUGAUCCAGCUGGUGUUUCCUACUACUUCAACUUCGAGAAACUGAUCCCGGAAACCGACUUUGCGGAUGCGAUCUGGGUCAAUAUUCCCAACAACUCCCUCGCAGAUAUUCAGUUCUCUUCUGAAUUUAUCGCCUAUGCCAUCAACUACGUUGCCGGUAUCACCAACACCACGAUCGGAGUUGUUGCCGCGUCUCAAGGAAACAUCGGUGUUCAAUGGGCGUUGAAGUACUGGCCGUCAGCGCGUGAUUCGGUCUCAGACUUCUUGGCUAUCAGUGCCGAUUUCCAUGGAUCACUUCUGGCAGAGGAGUGCUUGAUUCCAAACUCUGCCUGCACGCCUGCUGUUAUGCAGCAGGAAUAUGAUUCGAACUUCAUCAAGACCCUUCGCUCGGAUGAUGGUGACUCGGCUCUUGUUCCAACCACCAGCGUCUACUCUGGUCCUGAUGAGGUCGUUACCCCGCAGACAGACCCCGACGCGUCUGGGGCCCUUAAGAACGCGCUCGGUGUUGGUGCUACGAACGUACAGAUCCAGUUGGCCUGCCCUGGGUUGCCGGCUGGUGGCUUUUAUCCGCAUGCUGGUCUUUUGGUCAACCCCAUCACUUGGGCUUUGUUCAUUGAUGCGAUGAAGCAUGACGGGCCAGCAGAUUUGUCUAGAAUCGACUUGGAUCCUAUUUGUAAUCGGAUCCUUACCGAGGGACUGGUUUUGACUGAUUUGUUGGGCACUGAGACGGCGGUCGUGCUGGAUAGUGUUGUCCACGCGCUUGAGUACAAUUAUCAGGGGCCUGCUGAAGAGCCUGUUAUCAGGGACUACGCCCGUUCGUCGUCUCAAUAG
Penicillium salamii is the source of this 1380-nucleotide messenger RNA. Lineage: Eukaryota; Fungi; Ascomycota; Eurotiomycetes; Eurotiales; Aspergillaceae. The record is from the annotation of a GenBank genome assembly.